UUAUCAAAACCUAAGUGGGAAUGUGGGUUAUGCGUGAUCGCGUCUGAGCGAGCGGAUCCGUAGACUUUACGUGACUGUGUAACGAUGAGAGACUGCUGAUACAAGUGAUAAAUCCGUUCCACGAAUUGUUCGUCGUACCAUCGCCACGAUUGGAACAAAGGAUCUAUACAAUGUUUACUCCUGUCAGACCUAAGAAUCCCGGCGUGCUAAAUGACACAGUGUUGAGCACUCCGCUACCACAGGCAACGUCCACUGCUUGCAGAAAAACCACGUUGGAGAACAAAUUCAGUGAUAAGCUGCAAUCAAGUGAAGAAAAACUCAAGCAGGAGCUAUCAUUUGACAAUGAAUCACAGAAAGAGGAUACCUCGUUAGGUCUUCUUGAUAAUAUGUCAGAUCUCACGAACAUAAGCACACCAGAGGAUGAGCAAAAAUUGAAUUUUUCCAGUAUAGAUGUAGAACUUGAAUAUGCCAGAAAAAUUCUUCAGAAAUGUAGCGAUAAGAAUUCUGCUUUAACCACAGACACAAAUAAAGAAAAUAAUGCUAAUGUGCAAAAUAUAACAAGUAAUAUGCCAGUGUCAAAUUUUACUUUACCAAUUGAAGCUUGUAUGUCUGAGUUAGACAAGGAGUGCAAUAUGAGUCAUUCGGUUACUUUUGAACCCAAUGAAAUAACAGCACGUUCAUCUGGUGUCAGUAAUAGUGCUAAAAGACAAUCUCUUAUAAACUUAUCUUUUCCUGGCAUUAGUUUUAAUAAAAACGACAUAAUGACACAACUUAAUAACGAGAUGAUGACAGAAGAAUUUUUAUCUAAUACAAAAGGGGCUGAACAGUUGUCGAUGGAUCAGACUUGUUUUGCUCCACAUCAUAAUUUUACAUAUUGUACAUCAGGCACGAAAAUAGGAAAGCAAAAAGAUUUAAGUAUUCUUUCUGGUAUCAUUGGAGAGUUAGAUUUAUCAAUCGAAUCUUGUUCUGGACGAAAAGUAUCUGUCGGCAGAUACUUUGAACGUAAAUCCGAUGAUUUAGAAAUGCUAGGAUAUGGAAAAGUAAACUCAAGUCUUAAGGUUUUAGAAACCCCUAUAAAAACAGGCAAAUUACCAGUAUUAGUUGAAUCGACUGUCUCAACAGAUGCAGCAACAUCGACAAUGGAAUUGACAGAGAAAGAGCAUACGCUUAAUCCCAAUAUAACAAGAGACAUUGAUGAAAAUAGUAUUAUAAGUUUAAACACUAUUGUUAAUACUUUAGAAGAUGUUAAUAGCGGGACACCACGGCGAAUAAUUGAUCAGCUUUUAAUGGCACAGAAGAAAAAAUAUUCUCAAAUAAGCGUAUCAUUUCCUUCUAAUCAAAAUGUGAAGAAGGCCGAAUCCUUCACGAAUAUACCUAAAAAGAAAAUGUUAGAGGAGAAUUCAUAUGAUGAAAACGUGGUACCUUCAGUUAAUCAAGAUAUAGGUGUAUCAUCAACAUCAGAUCAUACAUUUUCUUUACAAAAUUCCACAUUACCAUGUAGUGACAAAUUGACUGCAUUGUCCUACGUACCAUUUAAAAUGAACAGGAAAAGUUUUGAUGAAGAAAGCUAUAAAAAUUUGAAUAUACAAAAUAAAGAAGAAAAUAUUUCUAAUAGUAUGAUAAGCUCAUCGCUCUCAGUGAACAAUAUGGAUGCGCAGACUGAUUCAAAGAACGUCGUUUUUGGUAAGAAUACUGAAGAAGCAUGCAAUUGUGUUGUUGGUAUGACGAAUGAAGUAAAUGUAGAACUCAUAAAUAAUGGAGAUAGAUGGAUCACGUAUAUCUUUAAGUUAGUUGAAGAAAUUUUAAUAAAUUCUAAUAGUACUCAAUCCACAAAGAUUGAAGUAAAAGUAAUAAAAAUGUGUAAACCAAUAUUUGUAGUACUAAAUAUAGUUCUAUCAGAUAUGGUAGCAAAAUCAAAAUGGUCUAUGAAACACAUAAUCUUUGUUAAUCCAGAGCAACUUGAGCUUGAUAUUGUAUGUCCUUCUGACAAACAAAACUUGAAUUUUCAGUACAUCGGAGACGAAACAACCAAAGUUCUGCCUAUAACAUUUCUUAAUAAAAACAAUGUUGCUGUACCAAUAAAACUGUCAAUAUUAGAAGAAGUCACAAAUAUGUUUAGUAUUGAUGGAUUAACACAUUUUCUACUUGAACCACUUAAAAAAUGUAUUACUAACAUAAAAUGUGAAAAAUCACGAUCUACAUCAGUAGAUUCUCCGCAAAAACAGCCACAACAUUGGAAGGGCAAACUAAUUGUAUGUGUACAAUCUAAGGAUGACACUAUAUUACUUAAAAAAGAAGUGUCUCUUUACGCACAAAUAGGUAUUUGUAAGAUCCAAAUCAUCGACACAGAAGUACCGAUAAUUGUUUCAAGACAGCAAGGAAAAUCGAUAAAUAUUAUUAAUUCGGGAAAUAUGGCAAUUCAAGUGUUCGCAACUAUCGUACCAUUUGAAGGACAUACAAAUGCAACGCAAGAUUUUUUUAUAAAGCCAGAUAAUAUAUUUUUGCAAGUUGGAGAAAGGAGUUCAUUCUUAAUUGUAUAUAAACCACAAUUUUCAGAUGCAAACUUUGUAGAUAAUGAAAAAUAUGCAAAGAUUAAGUUAGUUGCUGGAAACAAUGUUUACCACUACAUUAUAAGUACUAAAAAAUUAUUAGAAUCAGAACAGGAAAAUUAUGUACGUUGUCAUACGCCUAAUAAUGCCAUAUCUCUAAGUCCAGCAACAUCGCCACAAAGUGUAACAUCUAAUAGAUCUGGACCUUGCGAUAGAAAUUCACCAAUCAGUACAGUAUCUAGUUUGGCUGUAGCAGGACAUGUAAUUCCAAUCAGAGCUACACACGCUGCCCUAGUAUGGAAUAGUGUAAAAACAGGAAAAAGUGAAACUAAAGAAUUUACAAUUCGCAAUACGAGUAAUAACAAGAUUAAAAUUCAAAUAGAUAUAUGUGAUGACAGUAAGAGUUUUAAGUUUCUCGGAGAUAAACAAUCUAUCAACACAAGCCUAGUCCUAGUACUGCAACGUCAAGAAAGUAAAACACUUGCAGUUAUAUUCAGUCCAUAUUGUAUGGGCUCAGUAGUUGGAAAAAUCACUAUCAAGCAUUAUACAAGAGGGAGUAGUGAUUCUCAACAGUUUAAAAAAAUACCUUUGUAUGGAUAUGGAGGUUGCAGUAAAGUAAAAAUUUCGGGUCCAUUUAAAGAUUCGAGUAAAAAAUUGUGGUUGUCACUUGGCAAUUUAUAUUCCGAAACUAUGACAUUGAGCGCUGGUAUUAGACUAGAUAACAUUGGUGACUUACGUUCAUUCGCCAAAAUCACGAUCAUACCGAAAGUUUUUUCUCCAAAAAUGGAUUCCAGUUGGCACAUAAAUCCAAAGGAAAUAAUACUUGAUUCGAAAGAAUCUCAAGAAAUAAUAAUACAAUUUCAUCCAAAGAGAGAAGACUUUGCGUUACUGCAACGUUCGGAAGUGUCGCAUGUGGCAACUAUAAAUGUUACUUAUGGCGAUGAACCAACCCGCUGGCGAAUACGCAGAUUGUAUAAUAAAUUUAAAGAGUCAGGUGAAUCGAUUGAAAGUGAAAAUGAAGCAUUCAAGAAUAUUGUGCAUCCCAUAUGUAAAAUUUUUCCUGGAGAGCAAUUAAUUCCUGGCAUAACGUCAAUUCGCGAUUCUAUUCAAAAUCUAAAUGAUCUCUGCACUGGCGUUCAUCAAUAUGAGAUAAUGCUCACAGUGGAGGCAUGUGCGGAUGAAACUUUACCCGUUCAUUAUGAUACUGAUGAAUCGGAAAUGUAUCAGUCUCUUAUUAACGACACUACAUAUUUAGAUGAAGCAGGUGGAGCAAGUUUCUUCGUAUCUCAAACUACAGAAUAUGAAGUUCAACAUCCUGAAUUGCAAGAUCAAUUCACCGUAACUCCGUAUACCAUCACCCUGACUCCUCCAGUUAAAAAUGAAGCAACCGUGACUAUUCAUAGCUUUUUCAAAGAAGCAGAACCAUUUGAGACCAGUCUAUCAAAUUCAGAUUAUUUCAGUGUUGUUCCUGCAAAAGGAAUGUUAUCUAGUAAAAAGAAAUUUCCUUUAAAGAUACAGUGUUCACAGAAACUAGAUCGGAAUAUGCAAGCUGUACUUGCAAUUUAUACAGAAAACAGUAAACAGGAUGUGUUGAUUAAAGUCACAGUUAGGCGAUAA
Messenger RNA from Cyphomyrmex costatus, 4166 nucleotides. RefSeq names its product spindle defective 2 (gene spd-2). NCBI's taxonomy places the organism in Eukaryota, Metazoa, Arthropoda, Insecta, Hymenoptera, Formicidae. Gene Ontology annotation, molecular function: protein kinase binding. The record is from RefSeq and is a predicted model, not a curated record. Gene Ontology annotation, cellular component: pericentriolar material; centriole; cytoplasm. The transcript has 22 exons. Gene Ontology annotation, biological process: centrosome-templated microtubule nucleation; mitotic spindle assembly; centrosome duplication. Bases 171 to 4166 code for a protein of 1331 amino acids.